This is a messenger RNA of Coprinopsis cinerea okayama7#130, 2295 nucleotides long. Its product is annotated as ER degradation-enhancing alpha-mannosidase-like 1. Gene Ontology annotation, cellular component: endoplasmic reticulum; membrane. Gene Ontology annotation, molecular function: mannosyl-oligosaccharide 1,2-alpha-mannosidase activity; calcium ion binding. The record is from RefSeq and is a predicted model, not a curated record. Gene Ontology annotation, biological process: mannose trimming involved in glycoprotein ERAD pathway; carbohydrate metabolic process; endoplasmic reticulum mannose trimming. Bases 1 to 2295 code for a protein of 764 amino acids. The transcript has 19 exons. NCBI's taxonomy places the organism in Eukaryota, Fungi, Basidiomycota, Agaricomycetes, Agaricales, Psathyrellaceae.
AUGCGCCUUUUAUAUUGUAUAGUCGCCCAGACUAAGUUCAGCAAAGCUUUCAAGGCUUCGCUGUUGUCUCUCAUGAAGUGGGAGUCCUACUGGUCAGGAUGCCUCAUAGCAGUGAUCACCGUCGUCCUCCCUAGACUCCCCCUCUUUCAAACAACAGACGCCUCGGACGCUCUCGUCAAUCCGGGGUGGACUGCUCAGAGAAAGCUAGCUGCUCGCGAGAAGACGAGGGACUUGUGGUACCAUGGAUUCGACAAUUAUAUGACCCACGCUUUUCCUAUGGAUGAGGUGCGGCCCUGUCAAGGACCUGACUGGAACAACCCAGCAAACAUAGCCAGGAAUGACGUUGCAGGCAACUUCUCUUUAACCCUUGUCGACGUUCUCGACAGCUUCGUCAUUCUGGAUGACAGACCAGGCUUCGAGUUAGCCGUCAAGAAAGUCAUUGAACAUGUAUCGUUCGAUGUGAACACGAAACCCCAGGUCUUCGAAACUACCAUUCGAGUAUUGGGAGGCCUCUUGUCAGGACACCUGUAUGCAAGUCAACCAGAUCAACCAUUCUACUUGCCCUGGUACCGAGGUCAGCUGCUGGAACUUGCAUACGACCUCGGCGACAGGCUUCUCCCCGCAUUCUCCACUCCGACCGGAAUCCCAUACGCCCGAAUCAACCUCCGUCAAGGCAUAAUGAAAGGAGAAACGACCGAGACAUGCACUGCCGGUGCAGGUUCACUUAUACUGGAGUUCGGACUUCUCAGCAGACUGACCGGUGACGACCGCUUUGAGAAGGCAGCCAAGAAAGCCUAUUUCGGCAUUUGGAACCGGCGCUCAGACCUGGGAAUCGUUGGGAAUACGAUCAAUAGCUGGAACGGGCAAUGGACACCCCCAGAGGUUUCUGGCAUCGGCGCUGGAGUGGAUUCUUUCUACGAAUACGCCUUGAAGUGGUAUAUCAUGUCCGGUGAAAUCGAGUUCUUGGACAUCUGGGACGAUGCGUAUGCUGCUAUCAUGCGAUAUUCCAGGUCACUGGAUGGUUACUGGUAUCGACCUGUUAAUAUGAACACUGGAGACCUGGCCUACUAUACCGUUGACUCUCUUUCUGCCUUCUGGCCUGGGCUUCAAGUUCUGGCUGGCGAUGUCGAAGCGGCCAUUAAACUACACAUGCUAUAUUACAACCUAUGGAAGCAUCACGCCGGGCUUCCUGAGGUCUAUGAUACCAGCUUCAAAGUCGCGACAUCCCAUCAAUAUCCAUUACGACCAGAAUUCAUCGAAUCCACUUGGUAUCUUUAUCGUGCGACCAAGGAUCCAUUCUAUCUCGAUGUUGGGGAGCGCGUUCUUUUUGACCUCACUACGAGGGCGAAAGUUCCGUGUGGCCUAACAGGAAUUGCAGACCUUCGAUCUAACAAACGGGAUGACAGAAUGGAAUCCUUUGCCUUAUCUGAAACCCUCAAAUAUCUAUAUCUACUCUUUGACGAAGACAACGCGCUGCACCGCGACGACUCCGACUUUGUACUAACCACCGAAGGCCAUAUAUUCAAGCUCCCCGAAGUCCUGAAGCGUGCAUCGCCACCUCCAUCUAGAAAGUUCAUCUCCCACCAAUGCCCGGCCUACUCUCCCCAGGAAAAAGGAUCUAAACUCCCCGGAUUAUUGCAAGGAGUGCGCUACAGACCGCAUGUAGAGUAUGCUCGAUCUCUUGUUGGUGCUUCAGCCAGCGAAACGGACAAGAAGUGGUGGUCUGCGGAUGGGUGGUGUGAAAAGCCCAAGCUUGAUGUAUACUCUUAUGAGUUCAUCCUGUCAGUGAAUGGAGGGACAGUACCUGAAGAUCCCAGUCCUAGCUUGAAGAAACUUGACGUCGUUUCGGAUGGGUUUGUUAUCAACAAUGUCACUGGCAUCCGAACGAAGAUCGUUCAGAGGAUGGAUGGAAAAGGAUUCGACGUCCGAAAACUGGGUCCUUACAACGUGCGGCCGGGCCAAGUCGUCUACAUCAACGACACGGAGUUAUUUGCGAGUCCAGCCAAUGGCCAACUUGCGCAGACAGCAAUAUGGGACCGUGACAGGACCGUCGACCUCCACUUUAUGGAUUUCGACACUUUGUCCCCACAAUCCACGCUCGAAUCUGACUCUAAUGUUCCGCGGCCCGCCGAUGUAGACGUGGUGGUCACGGCUUCAACCGCACAGUUCGGUGCCCAUUUCCUCGAUGUCGUCAAGUCGGAAACAUCGUCAGCGCCAGAAUACCUUCCUAUCUUCUAUGACAAGGACAACGACCGGGGCUGCGAACCGUACCAGUAUUCUUAUCCGGCUUUUUAG